Molecule: messenger RNA, 1430 nt
Organism: Diospyros lotus (date-plum)
Lineage: Eukaryota; Viridiplantae; Streptophyta; Magnoliopsida; Ericales; Ebenaceae
Exons: 4
Coding region: 88-1152 (354 amino acids)
Source: RefSeq, a predicted model, not a curated record
AUGUGUCAGUAAACAUUGGGCCUGUUCGAGUAGUUUCUAGUGAACAGAAGGCAUAAGCCAGGUUUCUUGACAAGGGUAAGCGGCACAAUGGGAAGAAACCUUGAAGAACAGCUUCCCCUGAGUGAAGAAACCAAGGAUGCUGAAGGUGGUGACAUGGGAGAACUGCAACUAACAACUUCUACACCCAAAUCGCCAAUCCCAAGUAGCAGGCCAAGCAGCAUGGUUGUCAAGAAGGCAAACACGGUGAUUCCGGCACAUUUGGUGGCCGAAGCCAUAUCAACCCUCCAUGGCCUGGACCUCAGAUGGUCGGGCCCCAUCACGCCAAGCGAAAUGCAAUACGUUCAGCAGUACGUCUUCGCCAAGUACCCUGAAUACUGCAAUGGCCUCGUCGAAGAUGCCCAUAGGAUCGAUCUCUACACCCUCUGCGUCAAUGAAGAAUCCUCGGAAACCAUGCCCAAAAACUCGCCAAAGAAGUCGACUUCUCCCUCAUUCGGAUCCAUUCUUCCGGAUCUCGACAGAACCCGGCUGGAGCCGUCGAAGCUCUUCGAUAUUUUAACCAGGAAAUCUUCGUUUCAGGGCAAUUUCAUUUCGAUCCCAGAGAUCCAAGCCAGAAACCGAGCUCUGCAGCACUGUGGGUUAACCGAAGACGAAUACCUCGUGAUUUUCAUUCCUACGGUGAAGGAAGCCAUGAUCAUGGUCGGAGAAUCGUACCCCUUUUUCAGGGGAAACUACUAUCUCACAAUCCUCAAGGAGGAGCACGAUUACAUAAGGGAGUUUGUGGGCUACAAAGAUUCAAAAGUGGUUCCCGCGCCGGAGACGUGGCUGGACCUGAGGAUAAAGGGGUCGCAGCUCAGCCAGUAUUUCAGGAGGAAAUGUAAGCACAGCCCGAAGGGCCUUUUCUCCUACCCUGCUUCAGUGAACGACACUCGGAACUCUAUGCAUUGGGUCUCGGAGGCUCAUAGGAAUUCGUGGCAUGUUCUGUUGGACGCGACUGGGUUGGAUCCCGGCCAGGACCACCCGCUCAAUUUGGCGCUUCACCGGCCGGAUUUUGUGGUGUGUACGGUUGAGAAUACGCAUUCUCAGCCGUCCAAGAAGAUCUUCAGCCUGUUGGUCAGGAGAAGAUCGUUUGAAACCGUCGCAAAUUCGCCAUAGAUUCAGCCAUCUUGUAUUGUAAACUAGUAAUUAAAGUUAAGCUGGUUAAUAAGCUUUUCUUGUACAAUUUUUCCUUGGACUUGCAGGGGAACAGCAACAGCAGAGCAUAUAACUACUACUACAAGUACAAUACAAUGGAGUCGCCUGUUCUAUCCCAAGUUCUAUUAUUAACCCUAUGCUGGCAGAGUUAUUGUAUAAAUGAUAAAUUAUACCAGAAAUAUAAAAGACAAGCUUAAUCCUUUUAUAUAAUAAUAAUAAUAAUAAUGUCGAAUUCAAAC